Messenger RNA from Thlaspi arvense, 3121 nucleotides. The record is from the annotation of a GenBank genome assembly. Lineage: Eukaryota; Viridiplantae; Streptophyta; Magnoliopsida; Brassicales; Brassicaceae.
CUCUUCUACCGCCUCUGUGUUCAAAAUCCCAACCUUUCUUCUCUAUUCUCGCUCAAACUGUUAUCCACAUUCCAUUUCGCUGAACUGAAAGUGAUCAAAGAAGAGGAGCUACAGUGAGUUUGUAAUGGCGGGUGUGGAGAAGAAGAGACUUACUUCAAAGGCAAUCAUACAUCAGAAGUUUGGUGUUGAAGCAAUUUACAGGAUUGAGGAAUUUGAUGACCACUAUUCUCUGAACCUUCCGUGCCUCUAUCGUUGCCACUUACAGACACCAGACUUUUCAGUUGUAUCAAAUUUCUUUAAGAACAAGGAGGAUGCCGAAGAAUCUGCUGCUGAACUUGCUCUCGAGGAGUUUGGCAUUCAGCCUCGGGAUGAUGCUAUUACUGUGGAGGAAGCUUGGGAUGACAUCGUUGAACGCAUUAAGUAUAUAUUCUCUGAUGAGUUUGUUUUAACUGGUCAUCCUCUGGGAACUCACCUUAUAGCAACAUUGCAAAGACAUGGUGAUAAUUGGACAACCGUUCCUGCUUCUGUCAUUGCUACGUUUGAUGCAAAGAUCAUCAGUCGCUGUAAAGUCAUCAAUCCUUCCGCGGACUCGGACCCUUCCUUGGUGAUUUCCUGUGUCAUGAAGGCUGCUGCAAAGUUACCGGACUACGUUGACGUAUUUCCGCAUGAAGCUUCACUCCUGAGGCAAAGACCACACCCUCUACCAAUUGUACUAGCACUGGCUACUCACUGGGGAAGCAAAAGCAUAGAAGUUGAGGCUGUACACGUACAGUGUCAAAGUCACGGUGAAGAGGUGGUUGACUCAGUCACACUUGAUAUCCCAUCAGGUCGGUAUUACUUGGAUGUUAUAGCUGAGAAGCUUGGUCUGAAGGAUAGCAACCAACUGGUGAUAUCAAGGUGGAGUUUUGGCAAAGCUUCCUCUGGCUACGAGUGUAGAGUAUACUCUGCCAAUCCUAAGAUGAAUCGAUACGAUAAAUCAUCGAAAGCUUAUGGAAAACGUCCGGUUCAUGAAGAUGAACCAUCACAUUUGAAAACGUCUUGGAAUGCAAGAGCAAGUUCUGUAUGUGGCCAAGCUGUUCGCGGUGAUGCGAUCGUUGCGUCUGUUGGCUAUCCAUGGAGGUCACAAUCACAUGGCCUUCAACAUGAUGUCGUAACCAUAAAUUCGUUUUACAGGAUAUGUUACAAUACCUCUCCUAACGGAAUCUACAAAACCUCUCGAAGAGCUUUGAUUGCUGCACAGCUUCCUUUCUCAUUCACUGCAAAGUCUAACUGGAGAGGUCCUUUCCCCAGGGAGAUUCUCUCCAUGUACUGCCGCCAGCAUGAACUUGAAGAGCCCGUCUUUACUGUAUCCACUGCUCCUGUGAAACCAUUCUCUGACAUAUUAAAUUCUCACCAGAAGCUGAAAGACUCAAAGCCAGAUGAUGACGAGAAUCAGUUAUUGAGCAGGAAAAGAGAGGAGAUAGCAGAGUUAGCGAAUGGGUAUAGAUGUGAAGUGAAGAUUCUCUCAAAGACGUCCCAGGAUGUGGUUUUCAGUUGUUCCCUGAGAAAGUUCUAUGAGAAGGAGAACUAUGCUGUUGAAAACGCUGCAUUGAAUGCCCUCUCAUGGUUUGGUGGGUUUCACGACGACCCGGAUGCGGACCCGCUGCACCCGGAGUACGAGGAUGAAGUCCUGGACAUGCUGUUUCAACAGAAGAUCAGGAUUAAAGAGUUUGGUCGAAGCAGUGGAAGACAUGAAAUGAAGAGAAAGCCGUCUAAAUCAAGGCGGGAAGAAUAUAUGUUACAGGAAAAGGAGCAGAAGCAUGUUCGGUCUAUACCGAAAGGUUCGUUGGUCACAAUAUCCUACUCUGUGUCCUUAGAGGUAGAUUCUGACAUGUCGAGGAGCGGUGAGUCUUUGAGAGAGCUAGUCGAAGGCAAUCAAGCGAUGGAGUUCGAGGUGGGGAACGGAUCCAUGAAUCGAGAUCUUGAGCUGGUUGUUACUCAGAUGUCUGUGGGACAAUAUGCUCGUUUUAUAACUGAUUCUCCUUCUCAAGGCUUGGUUUUGGCUGCUGCCACUAACACCGAGAGAGUUCGCUCACUCUUUUCAGAACCCGCAACAAGUUUGGAGUACCGUGUACAUUUGUUGGCAGUGAGAGGUCCAAAAGAAAAACGAAUGGAGGCUAUGUUUUUCAAACCUCAGCUUUCGAAACAGCGUGUUGAAUAUGCAGUGAAGCAGAUAAUAAAUUCAUCAGCUUCUACUCUGGUUGACUUUGGAUGCGGAUCUGGAGACUUACUAGACUCUUUACUUGACCAUCAAACUUCACUUCAAACCAUUGUCGGCGUUGACAUCUCACAGAAGGCUCUUGCUCGUGCUGCUAAGAUGCUACAUACAAAACUACAGAAGCUAUCUUGGAACCUCCAAUCUGUUGUACUCUAUGAUGGUUCAAUCCUCGAGUUUGAUUCCAGGCUGCACGACGCUGACGUCGGCACUUGCUUAGAGGUCAUUGAACACAUGGAGGAAGCUCAAGCCUAUGAGUUCGGUUCAAUAGUUCUUCGCUUGUUCCGACCGAAGCUUCUGAUUGUCUCCACACCAAACUACGAGUACAACACAGUCCUCAACAAGUCUGCUCGAUACCACCAGAAAGACAAACCCAUGUCACAGCGGUCCAAGUUCAGGAACCAUAAGCACAAGUUCGAAUGGACAAGGGCAACGUUUAAUUACUGGGCCACUACUCUCGCCAACUAUUUUAGCUACAGCGUCGAGUUUAGCGGCGUUGGAGGGUUUAAAGAGGAUCUCGGGUUUGCUUCUCAGAUCGCUGUUUUCAAACGGGAAUCUCUCUAUGACGUUGAUGUUGUUGAAGACGUCCCAGAAGAAUCAAUGGAGCCUUUCAAAGUCGAAUGGGAAUGGGAGAAAGGAAUGGAGACAAAAAAAAACUGAUCUUUGGCAAAAGUAUCAAACUUGAACAGGCUUUUUAAGUUUAUCUUUAAACUCGCAACACAGGUUUUGGUUAUUAUCUAAACAAUGCAUGUUAAGUUUUGAACACCAAAAAGGGAUUGUGAACGAGGAGGUUUGAGGAAAAAUGGGAUGGAAUCUUUAAACCUUUGUGAAUGUUAAGUUAUUGUUUUUGCCAUAAGCGCUAAUUCA